Molecule: messenger RNA, 630 nt
Organism: Arvicola amphibius (Eurasian water vole)
Lineage: Eukaryota; Metazoa; Chordata; Mammalia; Rodentia; Cricetidae
Gene: Tcf24
Product: transcription factor 24
Exons: 3
Coding region: 130-630 (166 amino acids)
Biological process (GO): regulation of transcription by RNA polymerase II; developmental process
Molecular function (GO): RNA polymerase II transcription regulatory region sequence-specific DNA binding; DNA-binding transcription factor activity, RNA polymerase II-specific; protein dimerization activity
Source: RefSeq, a predicted model, not a curated record
GGGAUGGAGUGACCUGCUCGACGUCCCUGGUCGCCUAGCACUGCUCAGCGGAGCUCUGCACAGCCGCUGCGGGGAAAGGUGCGGAGGCAAGUCCGAGCGCUCGCCGCGGGAGCCGGAGCCAGAGCCGCUAUGGAGCGCGGCCGUCCCGCCAGCAGCCCACGCAGCGCCGAGCCCGCCGCAUCGGCCGCCGCCGCCGGCGACUCGAGCCCGGGACGGACCGGCGCCGGGCAGACAGGCUCCGGCGGGGUCGUCGCGCGCUCCGGGAGUGGCCGACCUGCAGCCGCGAACGCCGCUCGGGAGCGCAGCCGCGUGCAGACCCUGCGGCACGCCUUCCUGGAGCUGCAGCGCACACUGCCGUCAGUGCCGCCCGACACCAAGCUGUCCAAGUUGGACGUGCUGCUGCUGGCCACCACCUACAUCGCCCACCUCACCCGCAGCCUGCAGGAUGACAACGAGGCGCCGGGAGACCCCAGACUGGGCGCCUUGCGAGGCGACGGCUACCUGCACCCAGUUAAGAAGUGGCCCAUGCGAUCGAGAUUGUACAUCGGCGCUACUGGUCAGUUUCUGAAGCAUUCUGACUCCGGAGAAAAGGCGAAUCAGAACAACACGCCAACGGCCUCACAGCCAUAG